Molecule: messenger RNA, 3107 nt
Organism: Paramuricea clavata
Lineage: Eukaryota; Metazoa; Cnidaria; Anthozoa; Malacalcyonacea; Plexauridae
Source: the annotation of a GenBank genome assembly
GGAUUAAAGUGUUCCAUCAGUGUUCAACUUGUUGGCGAUAGUUUCUCCAAAUUAAGAGGGGAACUUGCUGGUCCACCGGACACACCUUAUGAAGGUCAGUACUGUUUAAGGCUGUUGUAUCAUUGAUUCAAAUAGUAUGGACAGCCUAUAUUAAUAUAAAAAUACUGUUAAUUAUUGUUAAUAUUGAUUCAAUAUUUCAGUAUUUUCCCACCCACAAAACUAAGUCAUUAAUUUUUAACAUAAUAUUUUGUGAAACUAAUUGGACCACACACAUACUGUACAUACGUAUUGACUUUUCAAAACAGUAGAGAAAACAUACAGUAUGCACCUUAUUAGUUAUUUUACAGUUUUCAUAUACCUAAUGAAAUAAUCAUCCAUGAUUAUGGUACAACUUACUUACCGUACAUGUUGUCUUGAAAAACGAUAUAGAUUCAACCAAAUGAAAUGAACCAAAGCUGAAGUAUGAAAAAUUAUCUCUUUAAUGCAGUUGUGUCCACUCUUAACGUAUACCAAACUGACACCAUGGCGGGAUUUUGGUGUAAAUGCUAAGGGGAGGUGAAAACAUUUAGGAAAAAUGAAGUGGUCUGGACCCCAUCCUCCCUGGGAUGUUAAGGACAAAAGUAACUGCCUAUACAAUACAACUUAACUGCAAAUAGAAUAAUAAAGAUACUGUAUACAGUAUAAAUUGGUAUAUAAUUGGACUAUGUAUAAAUUUAAUUCCAGGUGGUCGAUAUGUUGUUGAUAUUUCUGUUCCCGAAACGUAUCCAUUUAAUCCACCAAAGGUGCAGUAUUUCUGUUUACAAUAUUAUAAAUUCCUUAAUAACAAUUUCAAUACAAACAAAACAAAACAAAACAAGGGGUUCAAUUAGUAAUUAACCGGUUAACACUGAACCAAGACACUUACCGUUCCUUAGUAAGGGACAACGGAAGGGGUCAACGUAGGGACACGUUACUGUAUGCUUAGUUCAUUAAAGAGUAAGAUGUUCAUGUGAAUUCACCCAAGGGAUGUGCGCAAAUGCACUCUUGCCGGCUGAUGCGAUAUUUUCAAUUAAUAUCGAUAUUUCAAAAAUAUUGAUAUUUGAUAUUCGAUUUUUUUGCCUAUCGAAAAUAUCGAAGGAUUUACUAGACAACUUAAUCUCCCUUUUUUGGCAAUCAUUGCCCGGUAAAGAUUGGGAAUUCAAGUAGCAACUUAUUGUUUUUAAGCAGGCUAAGUGUGAUCACAGGAGAUGGUGCACCACCCACGAGCAGCAGUUGAGGGCUUGAAAGCAAUAACUGUGUGAUGACUAAUAAAGUGAUGCAAUCUGAAAUACUUUGAAUAAUAAUCUUAAUGGCAUGUAUCGGCGCUGGUUUAAAAAACAAAGUAUCAGAAUAUCACAGCUCAUUCUCUAACUCACUGCUCUGUUGCGAAGGAAAGUCCUGACAAUAUGUCGAAUCAAAGUCCUAUUUGGAAUUGCUUUAAGAAAAGUGAUAAAAAUGAUGACCCUUUGUUUCAUGCAACAUGCAAGUUGGUUAAACAACGUUUUUUAAUUUGUAUUAUUCGAUAUACUGUAGUCGAUAUUUUUUCUAUAUCGAUAUAUCGAUUUUUUCAACAUCGCAUCAGCCUACUCUUGCCCGUUAUUGUGUUAACCAAUCAUGUUCUUGUUCAUACACUAUAGUUUAUAUAUUAAUUAUUAUAUUCAGUAGAUUACAGUAUAUUCGACGGUCAGAGGCACAUCAAAAACGAUGCAAGCUUCUUGCGGUCACAUUUUCUAAUAAAAUGUAUUGUUUAAAAUUCUUAGUCUAUUAAAGAUGCUGUGCUGAGUGGUUAUAUUACUACCUUAAAAAAUAAGCACACUGGUACAGACAGUUUUAGUCUAUUAAAGCCUUUUGUUAAUUGGCGCAUGCACUUACAAGUUAUAAUAUCAAGAUUGGAGUACAACUAGUACAGUACUAGAUUUCGGCCCAUCAUUGUAAGUUUAUGAAAAUCUGGACGUAUUCAGUUUCAAUCAUUUGAAGUUUCUAAUUAAAGUCUUUGAUGGAAAGUUAAAAAGUCAAAACUCCCAGUUUUAAAAUAAUUAUUGGUCUUAAAGAUAUUAUUAUUGGUAUUAGUUUAUUUUACUGGAUAAAAUGCAUGAAGCACUACAGUAAAAGUCUGAGCUAAGUCAGCCGGCUACAGUAUUUAAUUCAUGGCUCAUCACGUCUUGAUUUCGUAUUUUUCAUGCAUACAUUUUGCAUAGAUGUACACAUUUUCGAAUAAUUUUUGCGGUCCCAGACACACCAAAACGUUAUCGAUCCCAACUAGACGAAAUCGGAGUGACUCGUUCUGCGCUUGGAACAAAUUGCAGUUGAAGACUGGAAGAAUUAGAAUAUGCUUAUAUGCAUAUCAAAGUAUUGAACUGUUCAAUCAUCAUUUGAAUAUGGAGAAAGUUGGUCAAAAUCAAAGAAGUGUGCUUUGGUUAAAUUUCUUUAUUUUGCUUUACACAGAAGACAAAGUAUGCUAUAGUACAAAAAUGAUUUAAUUCACAAUUCUAUUGUGGCUAUAAUGACUGAACAUUCCAGUCUAAGCUACAUGUUACAGUGAUUCGACUGAAAUUUGUUUCCAGCGCAGAAUGCGUCAAGUGGAUGCGCAGUCGAAUCUCCGAUGUCGUUUAUACUGUAUAAGCAGCAGUGUCUUUUAUUGUUAGGUGAAAUUUUUGACGAGAAUUUGGCAUCCUAACAUAAGUUCUGUUACUGGUGCAAUAUGUUUGGAUGUUUUAAAAGAUCAAUGGUAUGUGUUCAUUUGCAUUCAAUGCAUAUAAAUAUGUAAUUAAUGAAGUAUAAUUGAGUACACAAGUUAGUGUAGGUCAUCAGCUGUCAUACGACAAUUGCAGAACUUCUGCAUGGCCAGAAUGUGUCUCAGAUGGAUGAGUGCAUGCCUGCUUUAUGCAUGGUGGCCCACACUAUCUGAGGCGGUAUUUGUUAACAUUCUGGGGGUCAGCUGUUAAAGCUCAAAUACUGUAGUGCUAACCCUGGAAGUACAGUAUCAAGUAUGGAGGUCUAUCUACUGUAAAUAUCCGAUAUAACUUCAGUUUUUCCUAUCAUUUAGGGCUGCUGCAAUGACACUUCGGACUGUUCUUCUCUCAAUUCAG